AUGAUCAGUGAAAUAGCAAUUUCAAUUUUCAAGAACGCAACAUAAUAUCUACUGAUAUCAGCAAGGGAUGUGCGUGCUGGAGUACUUCUUAGAAAACAAAACUAGUUGCAUGAUUUGAAAUAGACUGCUUGCCAAUUUGUAGGAACUUCAAUUGCAGUCCAUUGCUUUAAGUAGAAUUUUGCAAUACAGGAUUGUUUUUAUUUGAAUCAGGAUAGUAUAAUCAACACUUUUCGAUUAUAUAUAAGUUUAUGAAGAUUUGAUGGAGGAAAGAGUUGGCAAAGUGAUGUUGGGUAACCAUAAGCUGACUUCAUCACAUCAUAAGGAUUCUAAAUACUACACCCUUAAAAUUAUGUAGGUAGUUAUUAUAUUGGAAUUCUGAAAAGGACUGAGUAGAUUUUAUUCAACGUAAUAUGUUAUAUAGUAAUAAUUUAGAGAAGGGGAAAUAUUAGAUUAAUUGUAGAUACCAUCUAAUAUGACCAUGAUUAAAAGUUUGUAAAUAGAGAUCUGAAGCUUAAGAACAAACUCAAUCAUUAAUAGAAUAGAUUCCUGAAGUAAUAAUAGUUCUGACAUUAGAUAAUUGUGA
Paramecium octaurelia is the source of this 583-nucleotide messenger RNA. The record is from the annotation of a GenBank genome assembly. NCBI's taxonomy places the organism in Eukaryota, Ciliophora, Oligohymenophorea, Peniculida, Parameciidae.